Messenger RNA from Dromiciops gliroides (monito del monte), 2819 nucleotides. It is a transcript of the gene PCGF2, whose product is annotated as polycomb group ring finger 2. The transcript has 10 exons. Bases 173 to 1204 code for a protein of 343 amino acids. Gene Ontology annotation, molecular function: promoter-specific chromatin binding. Gene Ontology annotation, biological process: negative regulation of transcription by RNA polymerase II. NCBI's taxonomy places the organism in Eukaryota, Metazoa, Chordata, Mammalia, Microbiotheria, Microbiotheriidae. Gene Ontology annotation, cellular component: PRC1 complex. The record is from RefSeq and is a predicted model, not a curated record.
CACCCCAAGCCGCUUUCACAAACUCCUUUCUUACGCCAGGUUUCUCCCCUCUUGCCGCCGGAGCGGGAGACUCGGCUGGGGCCCUCUUCUCCCUCCCCUCCCACCCCUCCUUUCCCGCGACCCAUCGGACCCGGGACCCAGGACGGUGUUCCCCCUCCCUCACCCCAGCAUCAUGCAUCGGACAACUCGGAUUAAGAUCACGGAGCUGAACCCCCAUCUCAUGUGUGCCCUCUGUGGGGGAUACUUCAUCGAUGCCACCACCAUUGUGGAAUGUCUACAUUCCUUCUGCAAAACCUGCAUCGUUCGAUACCUGGAGACCAACAAGUACUGUCCCAUGUGUGAUGUACAGGUGCAUAAAACACGGCCACUGCUGAGCAUCAGGUCAGACAAAACCCUUCAAGACAUCGUAUAUAAACUAGUCCCUGGACUUUUUAAAGAUGAGAUGAAACGCCGGCGAGAUUUCUAUGCAGCCUACCCUCUCACUGAAGUCCCCAAUGGCUCCAACGAAGACCGGGGGGAGGUCCUGGAACAGGAGAAGGGGACCCUGAGUGAUGAUGAAAUCGUCAGCCUCUCCAUUGAAUUUUACGAGGGUGUCAGGGACAGGGAAGAGAAGAAGGGCGCCCUGGAGAAUGGGGACGGGGACAAGGAGAAAAAGACAGGGGUACGGUUCCUGAGAUGCCCAGCAGCCAUGACGGUCAUGCAUCUUGCCAAGUUUCUCCGUAACAAGAUGGAUGUGCCCAGCAAGUAUAAAGUGGAGGUGCUGUACGAGGAUGAACCCCUGAAGGAGUACUAUACACUCAUGGACAUUGCCUACAUUUACCCUUGGAGACGGAAUGGCCCUCUCCCACUCAAGUACCGAGUCCAGCCAGCCUGCAAGCGGCUUCCACUGCCUACUGUGCCUGCUCCUUCAGAAGGCACCAACACCAGCGGGGCAUCUGAGUGCGAGUCGGUCAGCGACAAGGCCCCCAGCCCCGCCACCCUGCCUGCCACCUCCUCCUCCCUGCCCAGCCCUGCGACUCCGUCCCAUGGCUCCCCCAGCUCCCAUGGGCCUACAGCUACCCACCCGGCCUCCCCCAGUCCCACAUCCGCACCAGGGGGCACCACCACCAAUGGUGGCACCUCGAACUGCCUGCAGACAACGCCAUCUACCAGCAGGGGGCGCAAGAUGACUGUCAAUGGUACCCCAGUGCCCCCCUUAACCUGAGGCCUAGGGCUUUCCUCCCUGUGCAGCCUCACUUCUCUACCCCCUCCCCCUUUUUCUUGACUUCCCCUCUUCCUUCCUUGACCCAAGCUCCCUCUACUCCACCCUUGGUGGGGUAGAGGAGGGGUGGGUUUUAUAAAUAAAUCUAUCUAUAUAUAUAUAUGUACAUAGGAAAGCCAAAUAUACAUACUUAUUUUCUAUGGAUCAGCCAGAUUAAUUUAAAAACUGCAGGAAACAGAGACCUUACAUGUAUGUGUGUGCAGGUACGGGUGUGGAUUAUGUGUGUUUGGGUUUUCUUCAUUCAUUUUUUAGGGAACUGCAUGACUUCCUCUGGCUCCUUCCCCUUUUUUGAUUCAACAUUUUGGGGGGAAGGGGAAGAGAAGUAGAGUCUUUGGGGGUUGGGUCUGCCCCAUCUUCCCGCUCUCCCCUCUCCUUCAGGAACAGGUAGAGGUAUGGGUCUGAUUCUUUCUGUUCCGUUUGGGGUCCCCCUCCGAGGCCCCAAAGCUUUAGGUAGCCCCAGGUCCUGCAAGGACAGCACACCUGGGCUAGCAGAAGCUGCCUUGGGUCUUAGAGGCAGCUUUUGGAGAUGGAGUGUGACCAGAGAGGGGAGGAGGGGGUGGGGAGGAAGGUGGGGAGAGCUCAAUUCUCCACUCAUCGGUCCUUAGUCGCUCCCACCCACCCCCAUGCUUAAUGUAGGGAGCGUUUCUCAGACAGUGCCUUUUGCAAAUGCGGUUUGUCCUUCAGUUCAGAGUGGGGAGAUCUGGAAGAGGGGGGCAGGAGUCUCCACCUCUCCCCUUCCCCCUUCUCCCAGCCUUGUAGCUUCUGUGGAUAGAUUAGAUUCUUUUUCCUUUUGUUUGUGACCCUUUUGGCAUUAAUCUUGCUGAAGGAGAGAACUGGUGGGGGAGGAGGGGGAAAGGAGGCAUCAGCAGCUCCUGAACCCACCCGGAAGUUAUCCCAGGGUGGAUAUUCUUCCCCUCCCCCCCACUCCCAUUCCCCUUUUGCCAGGGGUUAACUGAGGCCACAAGUGAAGUCCAUGUUUGGGACUUUUUGGGGAGAGGGCAUUUGAACCUCACACAAGCCCCUCACACAAGCACACUGACCCCAGACUUGGGAAAAGUUCCCGGGAGGGUUGGCAGCCCCCCUCCCCCUUCCCCCUCCCAGGGGCCCCACGUUCAGGACAGAUGUAAAGGGGGAUUUCAAAGCACAAGACAAAGGUAGGACUACCAGGGUCCCUCUUUCCCCAGGACUGAUGUCUGCAGAUUGAGCAGACACCUCUGUUUGGGUGGGGUGGGGGCAGCCCCAUCUAGAAGGUAGAAUUUACUAGGUACAGGGCUGGGUUGGGCUUCUCCUCCGAUCUCAUAUCCUCCUCAAGCAGUCACAGCUUGGCCCUGUCAUUCCUAUAGUGUAAAUAAUGAGAAGGUGGGAUGGGGUAAGGAGGCAGGGCAACAAUCCCUGACUCUUCUGUAGGGGUACAAUCAACCAAAUGGCUUUGUCUGUGUGCAUCCUGUCCUUGUUUCGGGUCCUGUGAUCUGUGUGUUCCCUCCUUCCCUCCCUCCCCUCUGCCUUGGCAUUUGUACGACUAAUCAGCUUUGUAAUAAAUGCUGCAGAUUCUCCUUGG